AAUGAAAUACUGGGACAGGCAGCUGCCGCGAUGGACGUGUUCCUCACGAUCAUUUGCCACAAGACCACCAUCUUCACGGACGCCAAGGAGUCGAGUACCAUGUUUGAGCUGAACCGCACCGUCGAGGGCAUCCUCAAGCAGCCGCCCGGUGAGCAGCAGCUGUACAAGGAUGACCAACUUCUGGAUGAUGGCAAGACACUGGGAGAGUGCGACUUCACCAGUCAGACGGCAGGGCCACAGGCCCCAGCCACCGUGGGGCUGGCCUUCCGGGCAGAUGAAGCUUUCAAGGCCCUGCGCAUGGAGCCCUUCUCCAGUCCACCCGAGCUGCCCGAUGUAAUGAAGCCACAGGACUCAGGAAGCAGCGCCAACAAACAAGUGGUGCAGUGAGAAGGCCCCGAGCCC
Herpailurus yagouaroundi (jaguarundi) is the source of this 402-nucleotide messenger RNA. Its product is annotated as elongin-B-like. Gene Ontology annotation, biological process: transcription elongation by RNA polymerase II. NCBI's taxonomy places the organism in Eukaryota, Metazoa, Chordata, Mammalia, Carnivora, Felidae. Gene Ontology annotation, molecular function: protein binding. The transcript has a single exon. Gene Ontology annotation, cellular component: elongin complex; VCB complex. The record is from RefSeq and is a predicted model, not a curated record. Bases 31 to 387 code for a protein of 118 amino acids.